Molecule: messenger RNA, 5016 nt
Organism: Anopheles moucheti
Lineage: Eukaryota; Metazoa; Arthropoda; Insecta; Diptera; Culicidae
Product: 5-oxoprolinase
Exons: 3
Coding region: 256-4269 (1337 amino acids)
Biological process (GO): glutathione metabolic process
Cellular component (GO): cytosol
Molecular function (GO): 5-oxoprolinase (ATP-hydrolyzing) activity
Source: RefSeq, a predicted model, not a curated record
CCAGCAUUGACUUUACAGGUGCACAGUGAAACAGUUCGCGGACGUGAUUUAUCGAAGCAAUCGCAUUGGGGACGUCUUGUGUAGUUGCGAGAAGCACCUGUCUGUCCGUGAUUACUUCCCUCUCCCAGCACGCGAACAGCUCUAAUCAGCCACUUUGCUACGCUUGAAGCGAACGUGUAUUCUCCCGGUGGGACAGUGAUUUCUUCCUCCGAGUGCCAAACGUUGGUAGCGCCUGUGCCAAAGUUAUCAAUCGAAAUGGACAGCGGAAAGUAUAAUUUUGCGAUCGAUCGUGGCGGUACCUUUACGGAUGUGUUGUGCAUUACUCCGGACCGUACGGUGCGUACGCUGAAGCUGCUUUCCGUCGAUCCGGCCAACUAUCCGGAUGCACCGACCGAAGGCAUACGGCGCAUUUUGCAGCAGGAAACGGGCCGUGCCCUGACGGCGGACGGAUUGAUCGAUACGGGGCUGAUCGGUUGGGUACGGAUGGGUACAACCGUGGCCACAAACGCACUGCUCGAGCGCGCCGGCGAUCCGGUGGCGUUGGUUGUGAACAAGGGCUUCCGGGAUCUGCUGCAGAUUGGCAACCAGGCGAGACCAAACAUUUUUCAGCUGAACAUUCAAAAGCCGGCCAACCUGUACAGAGAAGUCAUCGAAAUCGAGGCCCGUAUAGUGCCAGCCCAGGAUGGAACCUGCCAGCUGGGCGAUGCAGCAUCCAGCUGGAGAACAUUAACCGGUGCCUCCGAUGCCGCGUAUCUCGAAAUGGUUCCGCUGGACGAGGAAGAUCUCCGGACCAAGUUGGACGGUGUGCGAGCAGCCGGCAUUAACUCACUCGCUAUCGUGCUCGCCCACAGCUAUGCCUGUCCGGAGCAUGAGCUUCGUGUCGGACGGAUCGCACAGGAGCUCGGCUUCCAGCACGUCACCCUGUCCCACCAAGCGAUGCCCAUGUGUCGGCUGGUAGCGCGUGGGUUUACCGCUUGUGCUGAAGCUUACCUAACACCGCACGUCGAACGCUAUCUGGAUGGGUUCCGGAGCGGGUUCCGCGAUCAGCUCCGUGGAGCCGAUGUGUUGUUCAUGCAGAGCGAUGGAGGUUUAACGCGGAUGGAACAUUUCCGCGGUGCUCGUGCCAUACUGAGCGGUCCGGCGGGUGGUGUGGUGGGGUACGCGGUUACGGGAGUACGCGAUGCGGCCGGCGAGGAUCCAACACCUCCACCGCUGAUCGGAUUCGAUAUGGGCGGUACCUCGACGGAUGUGUCACGGUACGCGGGAACGUACGAGCACGUGAUCGAAAGCACGACGGCCGGCGUGACAAUACAGGCGCCCCAGCUCGACAUAAACACGGUGGCCGCCGGAGGCGGUUCGCGUCUGUUUUUCCGCUCCGGUUUGUUCGUGGUUGGACCGGAAUCGGCCGGUGCACACCCGGGACCGACGUGCUAUCGCAAGGGAGGCCCGCUAACCGUCACCGAUGCAAAUCUCAUCCUUGGCCGACUGCUGCCCGAAUACUUUCCGGCCAUUUUUGGUCCGAAUGAAAACGAACCGCUCGAUUACGAAGCGACGCGGACCGCUUUUGAGGAGCUGCGCGGAGAGAUUAACGACCAUCUGGCGACCACCGGCGACGGUGGUCCACUGUCGCUCGAACAGGUCGCGAUGGGGUUUGUGCGCGUCGCCAACGAAGCCAUGUGCCGUCCAAUCCGUGCACUAACGCAGGCGCGCGGUUACGACACGGCCCGCCAUGUGCUGGCGUGCUUCGGUGGGGCCGGCGGUCAACACGCUUGCAGCAUCGCGAAGCAGCUCGGUAUGGGGCAAGUCGUAAUGCACAAGUACGCGGGCAUUCUUUCCGCGUACGGUAUGGCACUGGCGGACGUGGUGCAUGAAACGCAGGAACCGUGCGGGUUGGAACUGUGCCCGGACAAUCGGGCCGCACUGAAGGAACGCCUGCACGUGCUUUCGGCACGCUGUGUGGAGCAACUCGAGGCGCAAGGUUUUACCCUGGCGGACGAGGGUACGAUUACGCUCGAACCGUACCUCCAUCUGCGCUACGAAGGGACGGACUGUGCGUUGAUGUGCGCCCCGGACCGGGUGGUUGAGAAUGCGGACCACACGGUGUACGGGUUCGGUGAUUUUGGCCGAACGUUCCACGAGCGCUAUCGGAGCGAGUUCGGUUUCGUGCUGCAGGGCCGUCGCAUCCUGGUGGAUGAUAUACGGGUGCGCGGAUGUGGCCGUGCGUCGCUGUUCACCGAACCGGACAUUGCGGAGGCGACGGGACCGAUCUAUCCGGAGAAAACAACCGUCGCGUACUUCGAGGAAGGAGGAAGUGGCCAGGAAGCGGCCGGACGGCUCGUAACACCGGUGUACGACUGUGCGAAGCUGCGCUUCGGCCAUCGGAUCGAUGGACCGGCGAUACUGAUUGAUCGCCUUUCGACGAUUGUCAUUGAGCCUGGUUCGCGGGCGUUCGUUACCCGUCGGGGUGAUCUCACGAUCGAGAUCGGUACUGGCGGUCAACGGGUGAAGGUGGAUGAACGGUUGGACGCGGUACAGCUGAGCAUCUUCAACCAUCGGUUUAUGAGCAUUGCCGAGCAGAUGGGCCGCGUGCUGCAGCGUACGUCCAUCUCGACCAACAUCAAGGAGCGGCUCGACUUCUCGUGCGCCCUGUUCGGACCGGAUGGUGGGUUAGUUUCGAACGCACCGCACAUACCGGUCCACUUGGGUGCGAUGCAGGAAACGGUCCAGUAUCAGCUGCGCAGACGCGGCGACACACUCAAGCCGGGCGACGUGCUGUUGUCCAACCAUCCGCAAGCAGGCGGUUCGCAUCUACCGGAUCUGACCGUCAUCACGCCGGUGUUUACGCCGGAGGAACCGAGACCAGUGUUUUUCGUCGCAUCCCGUGGACAUCAUGCGGAUAUCGGUGGUAUAACGCCGGGUUCGAUGCCACCCCACUCGACCUCGCUCGAUCAGGAGGGUGCCGCGUUCAAGUCGUUCAUGCUCGUGGACGGUGGCAUUUUCCAGGAACGUGCCAUCGUCGAACGGUUGACGCGUUCGGCUGGAUCGGGUGCUCCCGGGACGCGCAAUCUGUCGGACAAUCUGUCCGAUCUGCGGGCACAGAUUGCCGCCAACCAGAAGGGCAUCCAGCUGGUAUCGGAGCUGAUCGAUGCGUACGGUUUGUCGGUGGUGCAGGCGUACAUGGGCCACAUGCAGCAGAACGCAGAGCUGGCCGUGCGGGAUAUGCUGAAGCUGAUUGCGAAGGAUGCACGCGAACGAACCGGUACGACGGUGCUGGAAGCGGAACAGUAUAUGGACGAUGGUACCCCGAUCAGGCUGGUGGUGCGAAUUGACGAAGAGAACGGUUCGGCGGUGUGCGAUUUCACCGGCACAGGACCAGAAGUGAGUGGAAACUGUAAUGCACCGCGGGCAAUUACACUGUCCGCGCUGAUCUACUGUUUGCGGUGCAUGGUCGGCCAUGAUGUGCCACUGAAUCAGGGCUGUUUGGCACCGAUCGAAGUCAUUAUCCCACCGGGGUCCAUACUGGACCCGUCGGAGGGUGCCGCUGUUGUCGGUGGGAAUGUGCUGACCUCGCAGCGAGUCGUUGACACGGUGUUCGGCGCGUUCGAAACGUGUGCCGCUUCCCAGGGCUGCAUGAACAACGUCACGAUCGGGGACGAAGGUUGGGGAUACUAUGAGACGGUCGCGGGCGGUAGCGGUGCGGGACCGGGAUGGCACGGCACGGGCGGUGUCCAUACGCACAUGACCAACACGCGCAUCACCGAUCCGGAAAUACUCGAACUGCGCUACCCGAUCAUACUGCGUCGCUUUACGCUGCGGGACGACGGUAGCGGUGGAGCGGGUCGUUUCCGCGGUGGUGAAGGUGUCCAUCGGGAGCUACUGUUCCGGAAACCGAUGACCCUCUCGGUGCUGACCGAGCGCCGCACACUGCGCCCGUACGGAGCGGCCGGAGGAUCUCCCGGCAAACCGGGGCUGAAUCUGCUGAUCCGGGCGGGUCCUCGUCCCGGCCAGCCGGGCCACCGGGCGGUGAACAUUGGGGGCAAGACGGCGGUACAGGUUGGACCGGGCGAUGUGUUCUCGAUGAAGACACCGGGUGGCGGUGGGUACGGUGUGCCGGAGGAUGAAGAUGCGGCGCCCGGGACGCUUUUCGGUGUGCAGCGUCAGCAGCGUCAGGAAGCGGCAGCGGCCGCCAUCGUGUCGGUCGGUUCGUCGAAAGCGUUCAUGGAGCGCGGUAGUGUGUAUGAGUACCGGAUGGCACAGGAGUCCGUGUGAUGGCACGAGAUCGGGUUCAACUUCAACUUCUAUCUCGUGCUGAUCGUCGUACUGCUUGUGAUCGUGAUCGUAAUGUUCAAAUAGCCUCCGGGGAGCGAAGGAGAUGGGGCCGGACGCCGGUCCGGGUUUCUCCUAUCGUUUGACGGUGGCGAUGGUGGUGUGUGGCUGGAGCAGCACAAGCGACAGCAGCUUGAGUAGCAACACUACUGGCGGACGAUGUGUAGUUAGAACGUCUUAUUAAUCACACACUUCCUCUAUAGCGAACGCAUCACAGCACUGGGUUACCAACCCCAGCAGCUGCGAGGCGGUUACUUAUUUCUCCGUGUCAAUUCUGGUAGUAUACGACGUGUUCUUCCCACAUAAAUCUUUACAAGUUCUUUAGGCAUGCCAAAACUGGUGAUUUAGAUCUAGCCGCCGGGAGAAGCCGGGUGUUAUACUGUCCAUGCAUUCUGAAAAAGACCAAUAUUGUCGGUAGCUUUAUUAGGGGUUAGAAUUUAGACGAUUUUUCGACGACACAUCUAGAACUCACCAAACUCACACCUUCUCUUUUCUGUGCCACAGGCGCACGAUCGGUUGUGCGAUGGUGAGGCUGGUUUGUUUAUGUGUCCUCCGUUCAUAGAACUCCGUAGCCAAAUUUUAUACAUCGUAGCCAAUGAUUGCCUUUUUGUGAAAGUUAAAUUUAAGGGUACGGUUUAAAACAAAUAUAUAUAUAGAUAUAUACGCACACAUUUCUCACAUAGUUGAAAU